AUGGGGUGCAGUGCAGGACUGAUCGCCGUUGGGCUCGCAAGGAACCUCCUGCGAACCAUGCCCUACGGUGCACAUGCGCUGGUGGUAUCUACGGAGAUUUUGACUUGCAACUCCUAUGCAGGGAAAAAGAGAUCGAUGCAGCUGACCAACAUGCUGUUUCGCAUGGGAGGGGCCGCCGUUUUACUCUCGAAUUCAAGGGCCAAUGGUGCUCGGUUUCAGCUUCUGCACACUGUGCGGACAUCCACUGGUGCCCAGGAUAGCGCAUACCGCUGCGCUUUUCAAGAAGAAGAAGACGAGGGGAACCUAGGAGUUAAUUUGUCCAAGGAUCUUGUGGCCAUGGCUGGUGAGGCACUCAAGGCCAACAUCACCACAAUUGCCCCUCUUCUGCUUCCGGUCUCUGAGCAGUUAUCAUUUUUGCUCUCCGCCAUCGCACAAAAGGUGUUAUCAUGA
Molecule: messenger RNA, 450 nt
Organism: Miscanthus lutarioriparius
Lineage: Eukaryota; Viridiplantae; Streptophyta; Magnoliopsida; Poales; Poaceae
Source: the annotation of a GenBank genome assembly